Messenger RNA from Prunus armeniaca (apricot), 183 nucleotides. The record is from the annotation of a GenBank genome assembly. NCBI's taxonomy places the organism in Eukaryota, Viridiplantae, Streptophyta, Magnoliopsida, Rosales, Rosaceae.
AUGAUGAUUGAUCUGAGUGGGACAGAUGAAAGAGACAGGGAAGCACCUAGACCGUCCGAUGAGGAUGGAGCAACAAACGUGGACCAUAGGAUUAGGGGGCCAACGGUUCCGUGUGAACAAGGAGGAGGAAAUUCUUUGGCGCUAAAUCAGGGUAGAUGUCACCAUCCCAUGAUAAGGUGUUGA